Messenger RNA from Monascus purpureus, 1857 nucleotides. The record is from the annotation of a GenBank genome assembly. Lineage: Eukaryota; Fungi; Ascomycota; Eurotiomycetes; Eurotiales; Aspergillaceae.
AUGACUCCUCGCCGCUCCUCUCGCGCCCGCACAACCCAGCCUCCGCCCUCGGUCCUUCAACAUACCAAUUCCUCUAGCUCGUCAAGCUCCCAUUCUCGAGGAGAGAGGAAUACCAGAUCGAAUCAUAAGGCCCAGUCUCCUCAUAGGUCUUCAACUCAACGGUCUCAAUCCAUCGACGAUGCUGAAGCCAACUGGAAAAACGACUUCCCGCAGACGCGCCAGCGCCAGCGCACCCGAGAGGACGAAGACCAUGACAACAGGCAAAGAACUACACAAGAUGAGGAGUAUGAGGAAGGUGAAGAAGAGGACGAGAUUACCAGAUGUAUUUGUAGGCAACAGGACUAUCCUGGCCUUCCUCCUUCUCGUCGAGAAGCUCUGGAGCGUGGCCGCAUGGCUUCCGGCCUAAAGGAUGAGAGCGUGCUAGGUCUGCCAACAGACUUAUCCGACUUGAUGCCUGAUGAACUUGGCAGUAUGUUCAUUCAAUGUGAUACUUGCAAGGUUUGGCAACAUGGUGGCUGUGUCGGCAUCAUGGACGAGGCGAUGAGCCCCGAUGAAUAUUUUUGCGAAGAAUGUCGAAAGGACCUCCACAAAAUCAGGGCUGAGUCAAAUGGACAAUACUCGUCGCAGUACCUUCCCGUGGCCCCGGUGUCUUCUCCAGCCCCAUCCUCCCGAGAGUCGACCAGAGAUAGCUCCAGGCGCCCAAAAGACUCCAAGUCCCGGCAGAAUGGAAUACCUACCGUCACAAAACGUCGUUCCACGAACAACAGCCGUGAGGCUGCCUAUGAUGAAGAGGAACAGCUGCGACGUGCUAUCGAAGAGAGCAAGGAAGACACCCAGGCUACCGCAGAAGAAGCUUCCUCAAGACGAAGCAAGAGAAGCCGAAGCGAUAGUGAAACGAACAAGCAAGUUGCCAAAAGGCAACGUACUGGUUCAGCGUCACCACCAGCUGCUUCAAAACAGGCGAAUUCUAUUUCUCAGCCUGCGUCAGAAGACGAAGCCAAAACAAGAGGAGCUGCAAAUGGUGUCAAAAAGCAGAGACUGCCGUCACGUAACCAGCGUGAAAAAGAUAGCAAGGACACCGAAGAAGUGGAACAAGAGCGUCCCGAGUCUUCUGGUAAUCGCAGGAAAGCGAGAUCAGACCGACGACGCGGCGAAGCCGAGUCCGAUCAUGAUGUUGGAUCGCCAGUAAAAGCUGUCGUGAACGAACUGGCGGCUGAACCUGCCCAGCCAAGUCCCGACCCUUCUGUCCCUGUCCAAGAGCCAACCAAUUCUCGUUCAUCAACGCGCAAAUCUGGGCGCCCACCAACCCGGCAAGGAGGCCGCGGACGCAAUCAAUAUACCAGGGACCGGGAUCUCAACCUGAACGGUACAGAUUCGAACAACUCUCCACGCCGCGGGUAUUCUCACGAUAUCGGCGCAGAUUCUCCCAGAGUCGGUGCGCAUGGGACGAAUGGACACGUGAACGGUGGGGAAUUCGGCAGACCCAGCAGGCCACGGUAUAUGAACCCACAGCGUACCACUAUGAACGAGAUGAAGAGACGUGUUGCUGCUAUCCUUGAAUUUAUUUCGCGAAUGCAAGUCGAGAUGGCUACAGCGGGUGAGAGUUCGUCUACCCCCAUCAGCAAUGGCGAUAAGCCAAACGGGAGCCUUCCCAAAGCUGUGGCCGAUCAUCUCGAAAAUGGUGCCCCAUCAAUAGCCAACGAUGUCAAGGAGUCUACGCCAGCUACAGAUGGCGUGACCGAACAAGUAUCAAAAGAGAAGGACUUCAAAGAUCUAAGCAGUAUCGAGAUGAUGGAUGUCCUCACACGUCACCUUCUCAAAUGGCAGCAAGAAUAUGGGAAAUUUGGAGAGAGGUAA